Molecule: messenger RNA, 3024 nt
Organism: Symbiodinium sp. CCMP2592
Lineage: Eukaryota; Dinophyceae; Suessiales; Symbiodiniaceae
Source: the annotation of a GenBank genome assembly
AUGUCCACCAAAGCCGCUAAGCCCGAUGUCAUGGCUAGCCAUUUAGAAUCCUUUUAUGCUAUGUUCCUGGAUUGGUCACAAGCCUUUGACUCAGUCUCCCACUCAGCGUUGCGCAACGCGCUGCAGCGAGUAGGGGAGGACAACGUGCUACACCACCUCUACAAAGUGGCGGCGCACUUCAAAGCCAAGCAGGAGCAGGACGCCACAUGGCAACUGGGACAGAAUCCUCUUCGCAUGGUCUUGGCCAUAGCACUCUUCAAGGAAGUCACGGACCGCCUGAACCAGACCAUUGCUUCGCAGGAAAAGCUGAAGAGAGCGGUGGAUCAAGGAUGGCGAGAUCCACAAGCGGGCUGGAGAUACCAAGUUUGGAACCACAAAACCAAACAACUCCAGGUCGAUACCAGUCGACCACCGAUUCCGGAAGACAAACUUCUCGACCACUUCGCCACCAUCCUUCAAUGCCUUCGUCAGCCCAUCGUCAACCGCUUUCGAUGCACGAGAAGAUUAACAGAAACAAUGUCCAGCCCAGCAACCUUCAAACUAGACAUGUCAGUUCGAAGCCACAGUGCUCUGACGAUGUGGGACACUCUGAAGAUGUUGCAAGGGAAUGCGGUUUUCCAACUUGCUGGAAUGGCCUACAAGACGGAAAGCCUGGCCAGAGGGCCAGUGGAGCAGAAGAUCGCGGAGAUGGUGUAUGGCAGGAGGUCCUGGCAUGGCUUAUGGAGCAACUUCGACUACCGCAAACACUCCUUUGUGGUACAGGUGUUGACAGAUGAUCCUCGGUGGCUAACGCUGAUCGAUGAUUGGGGUGAGGCAAGGUCGCCUACCAUGGCAGGGGAGACGCAGCUUGUGGAUACAGGGAUUCAAUCCUUGGUGGACACUUGGUGCAGGGGAAUUGACAGAAUACAUGGUCUGACAGUCGCGCCCCCGGUGAUUCUACUUCAGCUUCAUCGCUUCACCAAACAGCGUGAUCGUGUUCUCAAAAAUCACCUCAAGGUGCAGCUGGACCACGUGAUCCAAAUGCCUUUCUUUUCUGGGGACAGGCACAAUCUGUCGCAUCGUUCAUACAAGCUCAAAGCAUUCAUUGAACACCAUGGAGCCACACCCACUUCAGGACAUUAUACGGCCAACCUGGUCAACGAUGAGGGCUCAUGGAGCUGUGACGAUGGCAGAGCAGCCAAAGUGAAAACCAUGCGGGGUGAGCGACAUCCCACUAAAACUGGCUAUGCUCUUUUCUACAGUCUCGACGCUGCUCUUGCCACAUCUUCCGAUGAAGGACUCUCCUCGCUGCGAGUGAAGCUGAAGCUGAAACAGGAGAAGAAAGAGAAGGCGAAGGAGAAACCGCCGCCACCGCCGCGACGGACACCGACACCGUCACCAGCCAGGUCAGAGUCGCAGAAGAACCUCUCGGACUACGAGGGGGAACUCUCCAGGUCGCCGUCCAGACCAAAAAAGCGAAGGGCCGCACCGUCUGGGUCCCCGGAGCGGGUGCCGCCAACGCAGUUCGAAGACUACGAGCCAGCCGGCGAUGGCAGUGGCUGGUACGUCUACAAGAAGACAGCCAAGUGGAAGUUUCACCCGGAAACGGGUCUCUAUUUCCACUUGAAGACGCAGGUGUAUUACACGCCGAAGGAAAGUGACAAUCGCUUCUUCAGACGGAUCGACGACGACGACGAUCCCCUGGUAAAGAAGAUGAAACAGUCCGAAGAGAUGCGAAGAGCCAUCUCGAAGACGGAAUUUGUGAAGUUUGAGGUGGAGGGCGCUCAGGGUGAGGAUGGUUCUGCCCGCGCCGAAGAGCCAGCGCCUGCGCCGAAGGCGCCGGAGAAGGAGGAGGAUACGCGGAUGGAUGGCCGGGUCAACAAGUGGGACUCGGAGAAGGGCUUCGGCUUCAUCAUGCCUGCCGGGAAGGAGGAGGGCGGAGAAGUCGGUAAAGGCCUCUUCGUCCACCGAAAGUUCAUCGUGGGUAGCACUCCGACGAACCCAAUAAAUCUGAAGGAGGGUGUGAAGGUCAGCUUCAAGCAAGGCACGCAGGACGGCAAGCCCUGCGCGCUGGAGGUGCUGAUGUUAGGUGCAGACGGCAAGCCACUUCCUAUCCACGCCGGCGCGCAGACGCUGGAGGAGAAGAAGAAGAGCUAUCACGUCUCAGCUGAGUCGCUGGGCCUUCGGGUGCACUGCGAAAGCUGGCCCGGGCUCAAGAAGACCCUCCAGGACCGAUACGUCAUGGACGAACCGCUCGAGGAGCUCGGCGUCUACUUCGCUGUCCUCGACGGUCACGGUGGAACACAGGUGGCAGACAUGGUGAAGGAGAAGCUUCACAAGAAUGUCCUCCAGCAAAUGAGGCAAAAGCAGGUUCAACCUGCGUCUCGGGACGAGAAAAUCAAGCUGGCCAUUAAGGAGGCUUUCCUCCAAACCGACAAGGAGAUUUUGGCUCUAGCAGAGCGCAAGAAGUUUGAGCUUGUUGGCUCCACUUGCGUCUCAGUGAUACUGCACGGGAACCCGAAGCUGGGGACAGCCCUGCGUUUGGUAGUGUCAAAUCUUGGAGAUUCGCGGGCCGUGCUCUGCCGUGCAGGGCAGGCCGUGCCAGCCUCCGAGGAUCACCGACCAACUCGAAUCGAUGAGAAAAAACGCAUUGAGCGAGUUGGCGGUCUCGUUUUGCAGGUUCGUGGAGCUUGGCGCGUUGCCACCUCGACGAAUCCCAAUUCCAUGAACAAGGCUGCCAGAAGAGAAUACCAGGGCCUCGCCAUGACCCGAUCUUUCGGCGACCUGCAUUUCAAGCGGCCCAUCGGGCUGGCCAUUGCGGAACCGGAAGUUCGGAUCGUUCCUCUUUCGGACAAGGACCUGUUUAUAGUUCUUGCAACGGACGGCGUCUACGACGUCCUCAGCAACCAGGAAGUUAUCGACCUGGCCAUGAGGCACUGGCGAGAGCCCGAAGAAGCCGCAAAGAACAUUGUCCGAUCAGCCUACAAACGCGGGAGCGAGGACAACCUGACCGUCUUGGUGGUGCAAUUUGGUGGGACCAGCUGA